Penaeus indicus is the source of this 761-nucleotide messenger RNA. RefSeq lists its product as uncharacterized. NCBI's taxonomy places the organism in Eukaryota, Metazoa, Arthropoda, Malacostraca, Decapoda, Penaeidae. The transcript has 3 exons. The record is from RefSeq and is a predicted model, not a curated record. The coding region runs from base 37 to 324 and encodes 95 amino acids.
GCCUCACACAACCUUAGUUGAUUCAUCACAGACAUCAUGAAGAUCACUCUCCUCGUCCUCCUCGGCCUCGUCGCCCUCGCCGCCGCCCGCCCCGAGAGCGUCCUGGACCUCGACUUGGAUGACUUUCACCACGACCAGGAUGUGGACGAUGAGGUCGUCACCGGAACUUACAGCUGGACCUCUCCCGAAGGCGUAGAAUACUUCGUCAAGUACAUCGCCGACGACGACGGCUUCCGCAUCCUGGAGUCCAACGCCGUCCCCGCCGUCGGAAACGUCAGGGCCGAUGGUCAGCAGGGAUCCUUCCUCUCCUCUGAGGAAAACUAAAUCACACAUACAAAGAUGGAGAAAAAAAAAGUGAAAUCUAAAUAAGGAAACGAAGAAUAACGAAAAUAGAAUUAGAAGAGAGAGAAAGAGAAGAAAAAAAAAGUGUGAAGAGGAACCAGAAAUGAAUUGGUUCUCUUCUGCCGAAUUUUGGGAGUGAAGAUUUUUGUCCGCCUUUUAUAUGGGGGGCGAUUAUCUACUUUUCUGACUCCCAUACGAAGAUAUUUUUAAGGAAAAAAAGGAAAAACAAAUUAAUUUUUCGUUCAGUUCCACCGAAUGCCAUUGCUGUUGGCUUCUUUAUUUUCUACUUUCUUUGUUUCCCUUCACUUCCCUGUUUUUCUUUUUCUUUAUAACGAAAUUCCUCAUGUGAACUUUAUCACCCUUCCUGUCUAUUUAUUUGUAAAUAAUGCUCAUUUUCCGCAAUAAAAGGAGAAACUAAU